CCAGUACCUACAACGCACUUUUUCUCUUUUUUUUUUUUUGCCUCUUUGCAUCCUUUCAUAAAGUCAUCAGGAACAGGUCAUCUUGCCCUCACUACAUCAAACACUUGCUCAUUCGAUUCCUUUGAACCCGAUUUUGUUCGAGCACAAUAUAUGUCGGCCUUCCGUGGGAUCCGGGGCAUGGCUGGCCCUGGGCACGACCAUCUCACACCAGAUGAGCACGGACAGGGACAAGCACAGGCUCAGGGACACAGACAUGCAGCCAACCGAUUCAGUCAGGAUAUGGACCCAGCCUUGACACCGUGCGCCGAGCGAGUUAAGCGAAAGAUCUCGAGCAAAGGGAUCAAUACCCCGGCUCCUCCUACCCCUUCUAUUACUUCUUCGUCUACUUCUGCUGUAGCAAGAGAAGGAGGUGGUAGUGGGGUAGUAGGCUCGCGUGACAAAGGCCUGCGCGGAUCUUCUCGACUCAGGAAUCUGUUGUACACGCAGGACCUGGACGACGACCGUCAGAAUCAGGGGAGUUAUGGACUGAACUCGGUAUUGGACACGUUCAGUUUCGGGCACUCGACUCCACAAGAUCAGCGGCGACUUGAUCAAGGGACACAGCUUAAUGAAUUCGGGAAGGAGAGGAAGCAGGAUACCAUGGAUGCUCGUUGGUAUAGUCAGCAGGGCGCAGUAUCCAGGGAUGCGUAUCGGGCCAAGGACCGGCUGACGCCUCUGGAGAGUAACCUGGACGGAUACAGCGACCAGCAGCAAGGGGAUAAUUUGAAUCGGGCUGAAAGCGCGUUUUCGGCGAGGUGGGCCGCAAAGGAUGAUGGCGGUACGCAAGAACGAGAACUUGAUCACGAGCGGGAGCGUAACCGAGAGCAGCAGCAGUAUCAGGACCAGCAUCAGGACCAGCGAUCACACACCAGUGGGAGUGGCAAGGAGGGCGGGGGAUUUUUGACCAUCCGCGAUAUCCUCGACAGUCAGGAGCUUCGGAAUCAGAUAUCGGAAUUGCGGCGGUCACAGAACAGCAACCCCGAUCGUCACCAGCAGCAUCAGUACCAGCAGGAAGAAGACAGUGGCGAGCGUGGGGUUUCAACGGGUGGUCAAUAUAGGAGGCCUCAAGGGUAUCGCAGAUCUUCGUCUUCGGCCUUGAGUCAGUUCAGCGACAAGUUGUACAGAACACGGAAGGAGAAGCCCAUGACCGACGGGGCCAGAGCGAAUGCGACGCGGAGGGCUAGUGCGGGAAUGGAUUCCUCGGCGAACAGUCAUCAUAACAGGCCUACCCACGAAAGAGAGUCUCGAGCGGAUUUGAAUGCGGAUAUCCAAGCAUCGGAUUACCAGCGCACAGAUCCUUCGCAACGGACACUAUUCUCGGGCCCGUCAAGAUUCGCAGGCAAGACAACGACUGCGGACACGAAGGAAAGCCCAGAUGCUUACAGAACUAUGCAGCAGUCAGAGCGCCGGCGACCUGACCUGUAUCACUCCUCGUAUUCGCCUUCGGAUUUCACGCAGAGCGGCGAGCAGGACGAUGAGGAUGAGGAAGAGGGGGAGCAGGAUCAAGAUACAGUCGAGUGGACGCAGAGUAUAGUACCCCCUAGCAAUUCAAAUGCGCCAAGGACGCCACCAUUGCCGGCUCAACAACAGCAGCAAGAUCCUCAUGGGCAGUCUCCCAUGCAAGCGAAUCCUACAGGGACAAGGAAUGUAGCUCUGCAGCCUCAGCCCAGUUCUCAACCUCAUUCCCAGCCAAAGUCUGGCAAGGUCCGAGAUGACGUGUUGGAUGAUCCUGGAUACGACAGUGGCGAAAUUUCAUUUGAACGCGAAGUGGCGAUCGCCCGCGCCAAACGUGAACUCGGGGCUUCAGCAGAUAGGCGGUCUGCUGCAGGUACAGAGCCAGGUGUCUCAUCAGCGGUCCUGGGGGCUAAUGGAUCAUCGAUGCCCCCUGUCGCGAUGGCGAGUAAACUGGAUCAUGGAAGAGAUCUCGUCCUUGAAGACCUUGUCUCGCCCACGAGAUUCAAUUUCGGAGGAGGACAGGCAUCGCAGCAGUCUCAGCAGCGACAACCAGGGCAACAGCUGCGACAAGUGCAGCGCCAGCAGCAUCCUUCAGCAAUAGGACAGAAUGAGCAGAACUGGCGAUCGGCACCGACUUUUCCAUUGCUCUCUACAGCCGAGGACCUGGCGCAGCUCGAUAUUGUUACGAGAGCUGAGGAUCGGUUCAUGGAACUCGCUGGAUCUUUAGGCGAGGGACAAGCUGUGGCAUCUGUUCUUGGCACUCUUAAAGCUAUGAUCCGUCAGCUCAAGACAGAAAAGAAGACAUUUAUGCGGGCGAAUAAGAAGUUGCAAAAGGAUCUUGAGAAGAAGCACAAGGAGCUGGAGCGGACGCGGAAGACGAAUGAGAAGUUGUCGCGGCCCAAGGAUACCCCUUCUUCUCGCCACCAACAUCAUCAUAUAGAGUCGAAAGCUGGCAAAGAGCACCUUACAGGGUCCCCUAAUAUACCUUUGGAUGAGCGGGAGCGGGAGCAAGAAUCUAAAAAGGCUGGAAUCCAGCGGGAGAAGGAUCAAGUUGAAAAAAACCUGGAGACUCUGCAGAAACGGAUUGAUGCGUUGGAGGUUCAGAGAGCAGAGAUGCAGAAGCGCGAGAGGAAGCGGGUGGAGGAGGAGGCGGAUCUGUUGUUUUUGUUGGAUUCUGGCGAUGAUGAGGAGGAUGAGGAUGAAGAGGAUACGGAGAGCGAGACCGAGAGUGAAAGCGCGAGCGAGAGUGAAGAGGAUGGCCAGGUUGAUGUGGCAGAGCAAUAUGCAACCGCAGCAUACCGGACACACACCAAACCAGCUCGGGCACAAAGGAGCUCGUCAGCCAGGAGACGUCCUUCAGCAAAUGCCGCUUCCAGUUCUCCAUCUAGAGCGAGAAGUGGACGAAAACACUGGGCCGCCCAUGACGAGGCCAAUGGGCUACACUCUUCUGGAGGCGGCCCCUCCAAAUCAAGCCUGCGAAAGGGUUCCCGUUCAAAGUCGGCCACUUCCGAGACACGUCGUCUUGUGGAGAAGCUCGAGGAGGUUCACAUUCAUCAUCACCAUCAUUACGGACCCGAGGGCAGGGGCUUGCCACCGUUGUCUGAACAAUCCAAACCGACCCCUGGCGGACGGAGGCUACCUUUGAGUGUGGAUGAAGAAUAUGGUAUUCCGAGCGAUGUGCAUCGCCUUAACAUUGGAACUGCAUUCAGGUCACAGCGGCGUGGAUCUUAUGGACAGGAACAGCUCGUUUUCCCUGCUUCGGCUUCCAGGGGUGCGCUUAGUCGGUCGUUGCCUGGGCAGGGGCUUGUUAACAGGCAUUCGAGCAGUGCGGUGGUUGGGGUACAAAGUUCAAAGAAACCGCAGCCACAUCGACAACAUAUUGAGCCUCGUACGCGCAUGGUCGGCGGAUUCGACGGUGACCAGGCUCCUCGAAGCGAACGGGCCGAUGAAUUAGCGCAGUUGAGCGACGAUGGAGGAAGCUAUCAACCGUUCCGGAUACGUGCGCAUGGAUCAACCAGCGUACGAGCAAGAGGUGACAUCAAGUCUGGCGGAAACCGUGCUCGAGAACUGGCUGCAGCUCUUACUAAUCCCGCGCUGCGACAAAAGAAAAUUUCGAUUGAUCUUCAGCGUAUCAUGUCCCUGCUCAAGGCGCACGAUCCUAAGCGGUGUACUGUAUGUUGUAAUGGCGGCGAUGCUCGGGACCACGAAGGACACUAUCACCAACAGGACCUUUUCCGGAAACCUCGUCAUCAGCAGACACGGCACCAGGACUCUUCGCCCAAUAUCGAUAGUAUGCCUGUUAAAGGUCGGCAAAAGGACUUAAAACCUAUAGCAGCACUGGUGUCGACAGGCUCACGACGUGCAGCUGCAUCGCAGGAGAAUAUAGAUUCCGGGUCGUCUUUGUCAUCCUUUCCAGACGAUGAGGAUCCCAGAAACUCAGCACGCAUCUCCCCAGAAGCUCGCAAAGAUCAGCCCUUGAGUCACAGAAAAGAGCGGGAGCGGGAGCAGGAGAAGUCUUCCCUUGUUCGGAAGAAUUUAUCGCUUCUAGGACGCUCCAAGAAUGAGGAUCGAUCGCCCGAGCAGAAACUGCAUAUUGUUCUGGGUCAAUUGGACGAAGAGGUUCAGCACCUGCGGCGGUCGUAUUUCGAACUAUCCAAGGAUCUAGAAACGCUUGGACACUCGUCUGGUGCGGCAGAUACAGAUGGCGGAAGCGCCGGUGGCGGAGGCGACGGUAGCAAGAAACCCAGGACCGGAAAGAGAUCUGCAACGGAAGGGGUUCUAAAGGAGCAGUUGCGGCAGAAGAAGUUGAUUCGACAGCAGCUGCAAGAGGUUGUGGAUAGUUUGGCGGAGAAGGCGGAUAUGAUUAUGACGAUUCAGGAGCGACAUUUGCAUCAGCGGCAGAUGGACGAGCGUGAGCAGAGACGGAAGAGGCGUGGAAGAGAUGCGGCAGAGUCCAAGGAUGCAUGGCGGAGGUAUGAGAGCAGUGACCGUGGCGAUAGCAAGCGCGAUGGAUUGCGGGUCAGUCGUGGAAAGACCUUGCGGGCAUCGUUUUCUGAUGCGGAUCAAAAUCGCGGCCGUGAUAACGAUAUGAGAGAAGACGUCAAUGGGGAAGAAGAGAGACAGAGGGAGGGCAAGGACAGGCAGGAUGCCUCUGAGCGGACGGAUGAGCAAGACUCUGGUGCUGUGGAUAGUAAGGAUAAUACCCAGGACACUGCUCGACCGCUGCGCCGUACCACGGAGCAACGAACGUCUAAAAAACUUCGAGACAAUGGCAGUCGCAGUUAUGACCAUGAUGACUAUGAGCAUGAGGAGAACGAGCAAUAUGAGCAGGAGCAGGACCGGGAAGAGGUCUCAGGCAGUCCAAAAGGCGACCGGGACCAGCAUGAACGCAGGUUGAAGGAGCCAGAAGGAUACCGACAUCGACACGCCAACGGCUUCCGAGUUCCUAAACUGCAUUGAAUCCUCCGACACGAACACUAAUAUAGCUUCACGGUUUCACGACACUUUUUUUUUUUUUCUUAGUAUACCACUACAUAUGUAAAUUGCAUCCCAUCAUGGCCGAAAUAAAAAAAAAAAGUGCCC
Gamsiella multidivaricata is the source of this 5076-nucleotide messenger RNA. RefSeq lists its product as uncharacterized. The coding region runs from base 151 to 4953 and encodes 1600 amino acids. The transcript has 4 exons. NCBI's taxonomy places the organism in Eukaryota, Fungi, Mortierellomycota, Mortierellomycetes, Mortierellales, Mortierellaceae. The record is from RefSeq and is a predicted model, not a curated record.